CUGGCGGAAGUUACAGUAACUGGCCGCUGAACGAGCGAGCUGUGACUCACGAAAGCUCAUACCCUACCACAAAUGUUAUUAGUCUUAUAGGUUCUACUGGACUCCUGCUGGUCAAUUCUUGUAUUUGACGAAGGGAGCUUGGUCUCAUUGGAAAGCGUUUAUACCCCGAAAAUCUCGGUCUCUAAGGCGCUACGAGACUCAACUCUUGCAAGAGGGCUACCCACCUGAAAGUAGCCAGUUCUUGUGCCCUGCUUUUUGUGGGAACGGGGGAAUUGGAGGAGCUGGAGAAGUCUUCCCACUUCUGCUGAGGCUCGUUGGCUUGAUUCUCGUCGUCGUGCCUUGUUUCCUUCUUUCAGUCUUUACUAGUAAUACGUUGUAGCGAAUUUUAAAAAAAAGAUCUUUGGAAAGCACAGGGUGAGAUACUACGUGGGACAGAUACUUGCUUGAGGAGAAGCUGUCUUAUGUACCGUGUACGACUAUGGCUUUAUAUUACCCAAACAUGAUACAGGCCUCCCCUUAUACCUACCUCCCCUUUGGACCAAAUCGUGUGCUUGAAACGCAACCAACGACCAUAUUACCCCCUGUUCAGAUGCAGAGCUUCUACAGCAGGCCUCUUGCUGUGGUCAUGGACCGUAACAAUGGCUAUGGUGAUAAUUCAGCAAACCAAGUGGAGUACCAUCACAUCUACGGUGCAAAUCCUUACUUCCAUCCUUACCCUUACUGGCACUUUCCACAGGUGAGCCCUCUUCCUUUGUACAACCCCUAUUCAAACUAUCGUCCUUAUGCAACCUACCAGAGACCAGGUUGUGAUUUAUGGCCUGAAGGAUUCACCCUGAGAGGGGAGCUCCGUUGGGGUAGGCUGGAGAGAGUUACAGGACCAAGGCGAGACCUACCAGAAUUUGUGAAAGAUGAUCUCCGAAGGGUUUAUGGCACCUAUCCAAGGACAGAUGUUUCCAUUACGUACCACAAUGGGGAGUUUGUUGUGAAAGGGGACCCUAGAACGGGAGAACAAGAAUAUAGGAUAGAGAAAAGAGUCAUCAGAAAGGAAUCCACCCCGACUGCUAGUGAAGCUGAGGACAGCGGUGAAGACCGAGGCAAGAAGAAAAAGAAAUCAAAGAGAUGAUGUGGCUGAUUUAAAAGGACUGCUGACUGAACACCUGUGUUUAGGUCCAAGUGUCAGUGAUGGCAACUUUCCAAAUUGGGCUGUAACCACGGAACAGAAAAUGGGGAGAGUUUCUUAUGUAACAUUUUUAACUUGCAAAUAGUGGUGUGUUUCAGUUUAUUAGGGCUUGUGUAACUCACUAAUAUGUACACUUUCUCAUAUCCUCAAGGAAAUGUUACUUAUUCUUCUAGCACCUGAGACUUUUGAGUAACUUAGAGUCCAUUGUUGUAGGGCCUAUCCAUUUGACUGACCAAAAUGCACAGCUGAAUGGUGUUGCUGGCCUUAUUUGCUCCUCAAAGUACCACUUUACAAUUGAUCACAAUGAACAAUCUUCAGUCCCUCUGAAGAUGGAUCUCCCCUCCCCUGAACACUAACUACUAAUUAUGACUCACUAAGGAAUUGGAAACAGAACUUGAGGUGAUAGUAUGAGGUGAUGGGACACAGAGCAUCUGCUCUCUCACACCUGUAGCUUCAGGUAAAUUGCAACAUGUGCCUGAGUAAAUUUUGUUUUGGCAGAUUUUGUAGUAAGCAGUUUUUGCUGUAAGCAGUUUUAGCGAUCUGUAAAGUUCUAUGCUGUUGAUGGUUCUUUCCUAGUCUGAGAUCAAUUGUGUAUGCAGGCUUAAUUGAAUUGUGCAUGGCCAUUGGGUUGCAAUCUAAUAUGUACACAAGUUAAAUGUACAAUUUUAAAUAAAG
Eublepharis macularius is the source of this 1855-nucleotide messenger RNA. It is a transcript of the gene C6H10orf95, whose product is annotated as chromosome 6 C10orf95 homolog. The record is from RefSeq and is a predicted model, not a curated record. The transcript is spliced from 2 exons. The coding region runs from base 479 to 1123 and encodes 214 amino acids. NCBI's taxonomy places the organism in Eukaryota, Metazoa, Chordata, Lepidosauria, Squamata, Eublepharidae.